CUCUCUUCUCUUCUGUUCCGCUCUUUCCUUCCUUUCUAGUAUAUUCUCUCUCUAACUAUAUCUAUAUAUUUUUCUAUAUAUAUACUCCAUUUUUAAAGACACCACAUGCUAGUGUAUCUCAGAGAGAGAGAGAGAGAGAUAGAGAUAGCAAGAUUUGAAUGCAAGAGGUGAAAUUGCAGUGAGGCAGUUUCCCGGUCAAGCUUAUAUCCGUCUCUUAUGCUCUUUGUCCCCUCAUCGGAUCCAGAGUUCCUUCUUUUUACCUCAAAGGCUGAUUUCAUUCCUAAACCUACUUUUGUAGUGUAGGAGGAUUUUUUAUUUUUAUAUUUUUUUUUUAGAAUUAGUUAUUAGGGUUUGGAAUGGAUGAUAGGAAUGUGAAAGAGGGGGGUGGUGGUGAAGUUGAUAUUGAAAGUGGAUUGGUAAUAAUUGAAGAUGAUUGUGGUAAUACCAAAAUUUAUUGUGAUUUUGUUGGAGAUUCUAUAAAAGGGGAUGAUAGAAAUAGUGUGGUUUCCAUGGAGAUGGAGAAAGUGACCAAGUUGUUGCCGGGGAAAGAGUCUGUGAAAAGUGUGGAGAGUUGUUUAGUUAAGGAGAAGAGGAAAAAGUCUGGUAACAAGAAGGCGGCGAAACCUCCGCGAGCUCCACGAGGGCCGUCGUUGGAUGCUGCUGACCAGAAGUUGAUUAGGGAGAUCACUCAGCUUGCCAUGUUGAAGCGUGCGAGGGUGGAGCGGAUGAAGGCGUUGAAGAAAAUGAAAGCGGCUAAAUCGUUGUCGCCGGCUCCGAGUAGUGGCGUGUUUUCGAUGGUUUUGACUGUUGUCUUCUGUAUUGUGAUCUUACUACAAGGCAUGUCAUCAUCAUCUGGAAAGAGUUCAGUGACAAGUUUCCAAGGUUCUCCUGUAUCUGCAGGAGGAUCCGAGACCGAGGCUGGUCUUAUUGCAGUUCAACUUCAACAUCACUUGAAUCCAUCUUCAAUUGAACAUGGUGCACCUUCUUUAGAGUCUCACAAAAUUGUACAUGGUUCAUAUUUGCAUAGAAAGCUGAGAUGAGAUGGAGAUUAGUACAGAUUUUUACUGACAAUAAUGAAGAUGGUUUUAUGGCCUUGUCCUCCUGUGUAUUAUUUCUGGGUUAGAACAUUAUGGCAGACCUUGAACCCUAUUUAGCGUGAUAAGGCUUGUUGUUCCCCGAAGUGUAUACAUAUUACUCAAUGAUGGGGUGAAGUUAUAUUACCUUCCUUGAUUACUUGAAGUUUAGGCUUGUAGAAAAUUUUGCUUUUGAAGCUCUGUAAUUUGCAACCACCUAAUUAUUUUGUAUCAAUGCGUUUCUAUCAUUUUCAGUUGUGAAGGCAAAGGUGAAAGCCUUUUCGGUAA
Messenger RNA from Vicia villosa (hairy vetch), 1361 nucleotides. RefSeq lists its product as uncharacterized. The transcript has 4 exons. The record is from RefSeq and is a predicted model, not a curated record. Bases 357 to 1040 code for a protein of 227 amino acids. NCBI's taxonomy places the organism in Eukaryota, Viridiplantae, Streptophyta, Magnoliopsida, Fabales, Fabaceae.